Molecule: messenger RNA, 4351 nt
Organism: Syngnathus typhle (broad-nosed pipefish)
Lineage: Eukaryota; Metazoa; Chordata; Actinopteri; Syngnathiformes; Syngnathidae
Gene: blm
Product: BLM RecQ like helicase
Exons: 21
Coding region: 245-4231 (1328 amino acids)
Biological process (GO): telomere maintenance; double-strand break repair via homologous recombination; DNA replication
Cellular component (GO): chromosome; nucleus; cytoplasm
Molecular function (GO): 3'-5' DNA helicase activity; ATP binding; hydrolase activity, acting on acid anhydrides, in phosphorus-containing anhydrides
Source: RefSeq, a predicted model, not a curated record
AGAAUAGCCGCGUUGAUUGGGCGCCUUGUCUGACCCGGGCUCUUUCCCUUCCUUUGCUUUCAUACGGCUAAUAUCGCUCUCAUUUUAUAAAUGUAACAUUUCCAACACGCGACGGUCUCUUUCGGCGUGUGCCCGUGGUUAUUUGUCAUGUUCGGCGUCGUGACAAAAUUCCGAAUGAACGGUGAAAUUAACACGGACUAAGUUGGCUCGCUAGCCAGCUAGCUAGCUUAGUGGUUUAGCAACAAUGUCCAGUCUUCCUCAGAAUAAUUUAGAGGAGCAGCUUGCGAGACACAGCAACAGCGCCCAAAGCAAAUUAUUUAUGGGGAAACCUAAAUCGGGGCCAUUUUCUUUUAAAAAGAAGUCCUCAUUGGGUACGAGCUGGACAGAAACCCCGAGCAAGGUAACGAGCCCAAAUGUUUUAGCAAGCAGGAAUGUCAAUGUCCCUGCAAACAGUUUGGUGACUCAACGUGUUGUGACGUUUUCAAACAAGCCCAAGACUUCUCAAAAUUCCAAAAUCAACAACUUCUUCUCUGUAAAUUCCAAAUGCAACUCGGACGUCAGCACGGACAUCGUCCCUGCUUUUCAAUCUCCGUCGUCAUUGGCGUCCACCGGCAAAGUGUGUCCGCCUAAAUUUGACAGGCCGGGAUUAAGUACCAACGUCAGCACUUCCAUCGAUUUGGAUGAAUCGCUUGGAUUCCAGAUUGACGACUGGGAUGAUCUAGAUGACUUUGAAACUCCGACCAAAGCAAAGAAUGCUUCCUUUAAUGAAGACACGAGGAGAACCGAUAAGCCAGUUGCAUCUCCCAAAAAGGAUCAAACGCAAACAAUUCAAGUGGGAGAACUUGCAGAGAGUGAACCGGACGAUUCUCCAAUUAACACACCGAGAAGACGCCACCCGGCUUAUUUUAAAUCUGUUGUUAGUGACAGUGAAGACGACAUUAAUGAGGUGCCCGUGAAAGAUGAGAAUCCAAAAUGGGUUGACCCAAAGUCAAUUAAGUUGGAUGUCACCUCGGAGCGUGAAGAUGAUCUUGAUUACGUACCGCCAUCUCCGGAAAGCUAUCACAGCAAAUCUCCUGUGGAGUUCAUAUCCAAGCCAUGUUAUGCUGAGAACACUAAUAACUCGCAAUCCAAACGAUCUACCGCGACCUGUCGUCAAGCCUCUGUUGAGCACUCGACAGACAAGAAACAUGACGAACUGUACAGCAUCAUGGAAUGCAUUUGUGCUCUGGUGGAUUCCGUUCCUGAACACGAGCUCAUCGCUCUGUCGUGUGGAAAUGAGCUUCUGCUGAAGAGGGCUCAAAGGAAGAGAAUUCUCAUUACCGGAGGCGACGCCUUGCUGAGAACUCAGCAGCCCGACAGCACUGUGAUUUCCGAUCCUAUUUUCAAAGAAAAAUCUUGCUCAGAUUCAUCCAGCAGCUUUUUGCCCGCGCUUCCAAAGAAGACUCCUCAGAUUAGGAGGUCCUCCGUCAUCUCUAAAGAAAAACCGCCAAGCUCACUUGUGGAAGUGGAGAGCAUCUGUAAUUCUCCAUCAAGCCACAGCGUCUCAAAACCAACUCGCGAUAUAUGCAGUGUCAAUGAGACCAUUGUUGAUGAAGAUCUUUUCUUCUCGCCAAAGAAGAAGAAGACAGAGACUCCAGCACGGAUUCAAUCCACUCCACAGACGGAUGUUUCAGGAGCGGACCCCGAUGACUUUUUCCUUGACGACUUUGACAUUGACGACUUGAACGACUCUGACAUUCCCGACUACUUUGACGAACCGCAAAGCUCCGCAGCGACUCCGAGGACAUCCACCGCCGCGCCAAUGGCCGUGAAGGAAGGCGGAGGCAGCAAGUCCUCAUGGGAAAGGAAACCCACGACGCCUCCACCCAAACCCGCAAAGAUUUUCUCUCCUGAACCUACCUUCCGAAACCCGGCGCACGACCGUUUCCGAGGGUACAACUUCUCCCACUCGCAAGAAAUGAUGAAGAUCUUCCACAAACGCUUUGGUCUCCAUCAGUUCCGUUUCAACCAGCUGGAAGCCAUUAAUGCCGCCGUCCUCGGGGAGGACGAGUUUGUGCUCAUGCCCACAGGUGGUGGGAAAAGUCUGUGCUACCAGCUUCCUGCCUGUCUCUCAGCGGGAGUCACUGUGGUCAUCUCGCCACUCAAAUCUCUCAUUGUGGAUCAAGUCCAGAAGCUCACCUCCCUGGAUAUCCCAGCCACAAGCCUGUCUGGUGGCAAAAGUGAUGGCGAAGCAGGGAGGAUCUACACACAGCUCUCCAGGAAAGAGCCCAUCAUUAAACUCCUCUACGUCACGCCUGAGAAGGUCAGCGCCAGCAACCGGCUGGUCUCAGCCCUACAGAACCUGUACGAGCGAGGCCUCCUGGCUCGCUUUGUCAUUGACGAGGCUCACUGCGUCAGUCAUUGGGGCCACGACUUCCGUCCAGACUACAAGAGGCUGAACGAGCUGCGUCAAAAAUUCCCAAAAGUGCCCAUGAUAGCUCUGACGGCCACGGCCACCCCCCGUGUGCAAACCGAUAUCCUGCACCAGCUCAGCAUGACGCGUCCUCAGGUUUUCACCAUGAGCUUUAACCGCGCCAACCUCAAAUACGCCGUACUGCCGAAGAAACCCAAAAAGGUCGACGAGGACUGCGUCAAUUGGAUCAAGAGGCAUUAUCCACGCGAUUCUGGCAUCAUCUACUGCCUGUCCCGAAACGACUGCGACACCAUGGCCGAGAGCCUGCAGGGAGCCGGGCUCCUUGCGUUAUCCUAUCACGCCGGUCUGAGUGACGGCGACAGAGAGUACGUGCAGUCCAAGUGGAUCAACCAGGACGGCUGCCAGGUCAUCUGCGCCACCAUUGCUUUCGGCAUGGGCAUCGACAAACCCGACGUGCGCUACGUGAUCCACGCCAGUCUGCCUAAAUCGGUCGAGGGCUACUACCAAGAGUCGGGGAGAGCCGGCAGGGACGGGGAGAUCUCUCACUGCAUUCUCUUCUACAGCUACGCCGACGUGCACCGCAUCAAGAGGAUCAUCAGCAUGGAUCGAGAAGGUGACAGGAACACCAAGGCCACUCAUUUCAACAACCUGAGCAGCAUGGUGCAGUUCUGCGAGAACAUGAUGGACUGCAGGAGGAUUCAGCUGCUUGCCUACUUUGGAGAGAUGACCUUCAAUAGGGGAUUCUGCAAGGAGAACCCCCACGUCACCUGUGACAACUGCAGCCGGCCUAACGAAUACAAGAUGAGGAAUGUGACUGAAGAGGUGAAGAACAUUGUGAGGUUCGUGCAGGAGAACUGCGAGAAGGUUGGAGCCAAGUUCGGCCGGACGUCUAAACAAACCCGCCUGACACUCAACAUGCUGGUGGACAUCUUUGUAGGUUCCAAAACUGCCAAACUGCAGACGGGCAUGUUUGGAAUGGGCGGAUCUUAUUCCAAGCACAACGCGGACCGCCUGUUUAAGAAACUGGUCCUGGACAACAUCCUGAUGGAGGACCUGUACAUCACCAACAAUGGCCAAGCUGUGUCUUAUAUCUCUGCAGGACCAAAAGCUGUCAACAUCCUCAAUGGACACAUGCAGGUGAACUUCUAUGAGACGGAGAGUGCUUCCAGUGUUAGAAAGAACAAAGCUGCGGUUGCCGCCAACGUCUCCCAGAGGGACCAAAAAGUUCAGGAAUGCCUCAAGGAACUCGUGGAACUCUGCAAGAAACUGGGAAAAACCUUCGGGAUUCACUAUUACAACAUCUUCUCCACCGCCACCUUGAAAAAGCUGUCUGAGAGGCUCUCCUCGAAGCCAGAAGUCUUGCUGCAAAUCGAUGGUGUGACCGAGGACAAAUUGGACAAGUACGGCGCUGAGGUGAUCCAGGUCCUGCUAAAAUACUCAGAGUGGGAAAACCAUGUCGAACAACAGCCCGAGGCCGGCGAAGACGGCUGGAUCGACACGACGCGAGGCCGUUCGGCGGCCGACUACGAGGACGACGACGACUCCUCUGCCUACUUCAGCAACCAGAGCGCGCAGGGGCAGAAGAGGAAGAAAAUGCCUUUCUUCAAGUUCAACAAAAAGCGAAAAGGAUACGGAGGCGCCGGUUCCAACUCUCGAGGUCGAGGCUACAGCGCCAACAAAUCCUGGGCGUCCAGAGGGGCUUCCCAGUCUGCCAGCCAAGGGUCCAGAGGAGCGACAGGAAAGACGCCGGGUUUCCUGGCGGUGCCCACACCGCAGAGCCAGCGACCUUUCCUCAAGCCGUCCUUUUCUCACGUCUAGCACCGAUGCCCCUGCACGCCAGGUUGUAAUUUAUCAUGUCCAAAGUGUACAGUGUUGGAAAUCUAUUUUUCCUUCGUGUCUUGUUACUGUUUUGUUAUUAAAGAUCAGUGAAAAAUCAAA